Messenger RNA from Conger conger (European conger), 612 nucleotides. It is a transcript of the gene lin28aa, whose product is annotated as lin-28 homolog Aa. The coding region runs from base 1 to 612 and encodes 203 amino acids. The record is from RefSeq and is a predicted model, not a curated record. Lineage: Eukaryota; Metazoa; Chordata; Actinopteri; Anguilliformes; Congridae. The transcript has 4 exons. Gene Ontology annotation, molecular function: nucleic acid binding; zinc ion binding.
AUGGGCUCUGUUUCCAACCAACAGUUUACAGGGGGAUGCUCGAAGCUCGAGGAGGAGGAAGGGCCGAGCACCGAAGAGGAGUCGCGCUCCUUCCACGGCAGCGGCGUGUGCAAGUGGUUUAACGUGCGGAUGGGAUUCGGGUUCCUGUCCAUGACGAACCGGGAGGGCACCCCGCUGGACGCCCCCGUCGACGUGUUCGUCCACCAGAGCAAGCUGCACAUGGAGGGUUUCCGCAGUCUGAAGGAGGGCGAGGCGGUGGAGUUCACCUUUAAGAAGUCGGCCAAGGGCCUGGAGUCCCUGCGGGUGACGGGGCCCCAGGGGGCCCCCUGCCUGGGCAGCGAGAGACGCCCCAAGGGCAAGAGCAUCCAGAAGCGCCGGUCCAAGGGGGACAGGUGCUACAACUGUGGAGGACUGGACCACCACGCCAAGGAGUGCAAGCUCCCCCCGCAGCCCAAGAAGUGCCAUUACUGCCAGAGCAUCGCACACAUGGUGGCCAACUGUCCAAUCAAAGCACAGCAAUCAUCUCCCAGCUCUCAGGGAAAGCCCGCCUCCCUGAAGGGGGAGGAGGAAGAGCCAGGCCACGCCCCCACGCCUCCGGAGAGCUCUGAUUGA